CCAUAAAUUCAUAAAUCCUAGCAUCAAUAGAAUCGCUUAGCUUUCAUUUAAUUAUAAAUCCUAGCUUUAAUUCAAUAUAACCUAAGAGAAUGGGUUCUAUGUAUGAAAUUCCUAUGGCUCCAAAAGCAGUUGGUCCAGCCACAAUCUUGGCAAUGGGCACUGCUAAUCCACCAAAUGAAUUUAUUCAGGCUGACUAUCCUGAGUACUACUUUCGUAGUACUAAUAGCCAACAUUUAACCCGUCUCAAGAGCAAGUACCAGCGCAUGUGCGACAAAUCAAUGAUUAGGAAACGUUACUUGCACGUAACCGAAGAGAUCCUGAAAGAACACCCACAAAUGUGCGAUCGCAAGGCAUCUUCCUUAUCAGCCCGUCAAGCUAUCCUCGCCACCGAAGUCCCAAAACUCGGCAAAGAAGCCGCCGAUAAGGCCAUCGCCGAGUGGGGCCAACCCACGUCUAAGAUCACUCACCUUAUCUUUGGCACCAACACUUUCUGCGAUACCCCCGCUGCUGACCAAUACCUCGCCAUGCUUCUCGGCCUUUCGCCUUCCGUCAAGCGCUUUGUUCUCCGCCAGGGUGGCUGCCACUCUGGCGGCACGCUCCUUCGUAUAGCCAAGGCCAUGGCUGAAAACGAACGCGGAGCACGUGUGUUGGUUGUAUGCGCGGAGUUGAGUACUGUUAUAUUUUACCAUGCUCCCGAUGACACUAAUCUUUUGCCGCACACCUUAUUCGCGGAUGGUGCUGCGGCAUUGAUCGUUGGUGCUGAUCCUGACGAGCCUCUUGAAAAACCUAUUUUUCGGCUCGUGUCAGCCGACCAGACCACAAUUCCCGGUACAGACGGGACCAUACAAGCCCGUUUAAGGGAAGAGGGUAUGGUCGGGGACAUUGCUCCUGACGUACCUAAACUUAUAUCCAAAAACAUCGAAAGUUUGUUGAUAGAAUCUUUUGAAAGAAUUGGUGUCAAAGAUUGGAACUCCUUAUUUUGGAUCCCUCACCCUGGAGGUCCAGCUAUAUUGGACCAGAUUGAAACUGAACUCGAUCUCGAGGCGGGCAAACUGAGUACUACUAGGCACGUCCUAAGCGAGUAUGGGAACAUGUGGGGUGCGAGUGUGUUGUUCAUAUUGGAAGAGAUGAGGAAUAAGUCGUCCAAGGAGGGCAAAUCGACUACAGGAGAAGGCUUGGAAUGGGGUGUGUUGUUUGGUUUUGGUCCUGGUCUUACUGUUGAAACCAUUGUGCUUCAAAGUGCUCCACUUAAUUAAUUAACAUUAAUUGAUUUUAAGCUGUUAUACUAUUUAUAUAUAUGCAUUUGUUUUAGUAAUGUUAAAUUGUUUUAAUUUGUGGUGUGUUGAAUAAAAGUUUACACCAAAAUAAAUAAUUUGAGUUGUGUACUCGUAAUUUUUUUUAUAAUUUUUUUUUUAUUUUAAAAUUUGGUCAAGGAGUUGAGCUAAAUGCAAUACUCCUCAACCAUAAAUUGCUGUAAUAAUGGGUGUUGUUAGCACAACACCAAUAAAGAGAAUAUAUAAUUUUGUUUGAGAUA
Molecule: messenger RNA, 1534 nt
Organism: Chenopodium quinoa (quinoa)
Lineage: Eukaryota; Viridiplantae; Streptophyta; Magnoliopsida; Caryophyllales; Amaranthaceae
Product: chalcone synthase 3-like
Exons: 2
Coding region: 90-1256 (388 amino acids)
Biological process (GO): polyketide biosynthetic process
Molecular function (GO): acyltransferase activity, transferring groups other than amino-acyl groups
Source: RefSeq, a predicted model, not a curated record